GGAGCCGCGAUGAGGCGCGGCCGGUGUGUGUAGCGCGUUCGAGUGAGCCAGUUCACGUCGCAGGAGAAGUGACACGUGGUGGUGACCGCAGAGAGAGCGGGUGUGGAAGUGUUUGUGUUUGUGGUGGCGGCGCAAGGGCGGCUGCGGCGGCUGCGGCGGCCCCAUGCCGUGCGAGCCCCCCUGGUGGAGCUGCGGCGGCGACUGCCUUCCCCUCCACCUCCCGCUGCGCCGGCAGGCAGGGCCUCCCCUCCCCCACCACCACCACGGAGGCGGGAGCGUCGCCCGAGCCUCUCUGGGGUGACUCCGCCAGCAGCGACAGCGUCGGCAGCGGCGACUGCGGGCGGCGCGGGCGGGCUGCAGGCGGGUGCUGUGCGUGGGCGCGCGGGCUGGGCGGGGCGGCCUCGCCCUCCAAGCUAUGCCCGGGCGGCGCCGCGCCCUGCUUCAUGUUCAUGUUCCGCUCCAGGAAGAACGCCCUGGUGAAGCGAGCCUGGAAGGCGCGGCGGGCGGGGCUCGGCGACGCCCGCGAGGACGUGCCGCAGGCGCUCAAGGGCGCGGCGCUGCAGCUUCUCCGCCGCCUGACGGAGGCGCAGCUGGACCUGCUCGUGACUGCGCUUGACUCCGGCGGCGUCGAGCCCGGCGAGUGCGUGCUCGUGCCGCGGGCGACCGACGCGGGCGUGGGCGGUGCCGCCCUCGCGCCACACCUCCUCAUGGUCAGGGUGUGGCGCUGGCCCGACCUCCACGACGCCCCCGGCGCCCAUGGCAGCACGCCUCUCCGCCGUCUGCCCUGCUGCGCCGCCCGCAACGACCACGUCUACGUGUGUGCCAACCCAUACCACUGGGCCCGAGUCCUCCAAACAGGUGUCACGGCGCCCGGCAACAACGCCCGGCCAGUCGGCGGCCCUUGGGUGGCGUGCGGCGGGUCUCCGGAUGGGGCGGUGACAUCUUAG
Messenger RNA from Penaeus indicus, 947 nucleotides. RefSeq names its product mothers against decapentaplegic homolog 6-like. The transcript is spliced from 2 exons. Gene Ontology annotation, biological process: anatomical structure morphogenesis; transforming growth factor beta receptor signaling pathway; SMAD protein signal transduction. Bases 444 to 947 code for a protein of 167 amino acids. Gene Ontology annotation, molecular function: I-SMAD binding; transcription regulator inhibitor activity. Lineage: Eukaryota; Metazoa; Arthropoda; Malacostraca; Decapoda; Penaeidae. The record is from RefSeq and is a predicted model, not a curated record. Gene Ontology annotation, cellular component: heteromeric SMAD protein complex.